AUGUAUUUGCCAACAUCAGGGACAGCAAAGGAAGAAGCAGCUCAGGAAGAACCUGACUGCCUUGCGAAAUACUUCAGUGUUGUGUGGUGUAAGGCAUCAAAGAAAAAGCACAAGAAGUGGGAAGGCGAUGCUGUUCUUAUUACAAAAGGAAAGUCAGUAAUAUUGAAAGAUAUGGAAGGCAAAGACAUUGGAAGAGGUACUGGAUAUAAAUCUAAAGAGCUAGACAGUCUUGAUGAAGGUCAAACACUGAUGGUUGGAGGAAAAGAAAUUGAAGUGAUGGGUGUCAUUUCAGCAGAUGACUUCAGCAGUGGCAGGUGUUUUCAGGCUGGAAUAGGGACUCAUGACACAGUCCCAACUGCUUUAUCUCAAACUAAUAUGAAACCAUUCUGUAAACCAUUCAAAAGUGUCUGUCAACCCAGUACUAAAAACAAUGUGCUCAGAGAUUCUCAGAGCUACAAACCUCGUCACGAUCCAAAUGCUUCAAAUUCUCUAGUUAUGCCAAAACCAAAUGCAAGUCAUCAGUGGACGUUCAAUAAGGCUGGUUUACCUAUGGUGGAUGUAGUUGUGGAUCCUUACAUUGCAAAUAAUCUCCGACCACAUCAGAAAGAAGGAAUUAUAUUUUUAUAUGAAUGUGUAAUGGGAAUGAGAGUUAGUGGCAGAUUUGGAGCUAUUCUUGCUGAUGAAAUGGGCUUAGGAAAAACACUGCAGUGCAUUGCACUUGUCUGGACUCUUCUGCGUCAAGGGGUGUAUGGAUGUAAACCUGUAUUAAAGCGAGCACUAAUUGUCACCCCUGGGAGUCUGGUAAAAAACUGGAAAAAAGAAUUUCAGAAAUGGUUGGGAAGUGAAAGGAUCAAAGUCUUUGCAGUUGACCAGGAACAUAAAGUAGAAGAAUUCAUUGGUUCUCCACUUUAUUCAGUUUUGAUAAUCAGUUAUGAGAUGCUACUGCGAUCUUUGGAUCAAAUUCAGGCUAUAGAAUUUAACCUCCUAAUCUGUGAUGAAGGACAUCGUCUGAAAAAUAGCUCUAUUAAGACAACUACAGCCCUCACUAGUCUGUCUUGUGAGAGGAGAAUUAUCCUUACUGGUACUCCAAUCCAAAAUGACUUGCAAGAAUUUUAUGCAUUAAUAGAGUUUGUGAAUCCAGGAAUACUUGGUUCUUUAUCGACAUACAGAAAAAUAUACGAGGAACCAAUUGUCAGGUCUAGAGAACCUUCAGCAACAAAGGAAGAAAAGGAAUUAGGAGAAAAAAGAGCAGCAGAACUCACACGCCUCACUGGGCUCUUUAUUCUUAGAAGAACACAGGAGGUUAUAAACAAAUUUCUGCCCCCUAAAAAGGAGAGCAUAAUCUUCUGCCAACCAACAGCACUGCAACUUGAAUUGUAUCGAAAACUGCUUAGUUCUCGAGUUAUUCGUUCCUGUCUACAAGGCAGGCUAGAAAACAGUCCUCACCUAAUAUGUAUAGGAGUUUUGAAAAAACUUUGCAAUCAUCCAUGUCUUCUGUUUAAAGCUAUAAAGGAAAAAAGCUGUGAUCCUACGUCUGAUGAACAUGAUGAAUCCAGUCUCUAUGAAGGUCUGAUAGAUGUCUUUCCACAAGACUAUACUUUGGAUACUUUCUCUGAAAGGGAUUCAGGAAAAUUGCAGGUGCUGGUGAAGUUGUUGGCAGCAAUCCAUGAGCUUAGCUCUUCUGAAAGAGUUGUACUGGUAUCCAAUUACACUCAAACAUUAAACAUAUUACAAGAGACAUGCAAACGUUAUGGAUACUCUUAUACUAGACUUGAUGGACAUACUCCUGUCUCCCAGAGGCAACAGAUUGUUGAUACGUUUAAUAGUAAAUUCAGUCCAGCUUUUAUCUUUUUGCUGAGUUCAAAGGCUGGUGGAGUAGGACUGAAUCUGGUCGGAGCAUCUCAUUUGAUCCUGUAUGAUAUCGACUGGAAUCCAGCUACGGAUAUUCAGGCAAUGGCCAGAGUGUGGAGAGAUGGUCAGAAACGCGCUGUAUAUAUCUACAGGCUGCUAACCACAGGCUCAAUAGAAGAAAAGAUUUAUCAAAGACAGAUCAGCAAACAAGACCUUUCUGGGGCAGUUGUAGACCUUUCCAAGACGUCUGAACACAUCCAUUUUUCUAUCGAGGAGCUUAGAAAUCUCUUUACUCUUCAUGAAGAUUCCAGCUGUGUUACACAUGACUUGCUUGAGUGCAACUGUAUGGGAAAGAAAGACCAUCAAAAUCCUUCCUCAGAAAAGUCUUCUGUAUCUAGAAGUUGCCAGCUUGGCCAAAACCAAGGGAAGCCUAAUUCAAAGAAACCGCUCUCCAUGUCACAAUUGAUGCAAUGGAAACAUUUCUCUGGGCAACAUCAGGCUCUAGCUGAUCCUUUCCUUGAAAAGAUAAAAGAGAAUGUUUCUUUCAUUUUCCAGAAUGUAACCAGUCCAACUUCCUUCACCUAAGAAAACUUGAGUGUCUUUUCCUACCACUUGCAUCCUCCUCCUCAUAGGUAAACAACUGAUGUGCAGUUACCCUUUGUUCUUUUUGCCAAGUUGUUUUGUGUAUUUCUGACGAGGAUUCUGGGUAAAUGUGGUUCCUGGUGUUUAUACAAAGCUACUGUUAUUACUAAGUUA
Molecule: messenger RNA, 2607 nt
Organism: Balearica regulorum gibbericeps (East African grey crowned-crane)
Lineage: Eukaryota; Metazoa; Chordata; Aves; Gruiformes; Gruidae
Source: RefSeq, a predicted model, not a curated record